CAGAAUCCCUCCCGGAUUACGGGGAGGGGGGAAUCACCCUCGAGACGGUCAACCCCCCUGAGAGCCGGGCCCUGCGCGGGGUUCGACCCUGCAUUAUCGGUCGAAAAACGUCUUUUUUAUUCUCUCUCUCUCUCUCUCUCUCUCUCUCUCUCUCUCUCUCUCUCUCUCUCUUACUCUUUCCUUCUCCUUCUCCCUCUCGCUCUACGUCCCCCUGUACCUUGCCGCUUUCCACCACCACCCUACCGCUACCACUAGCAGCAGCACUCCACCAUCAUGCCGCGUACGUCGCUAUGGAGGAGAGGAUCACCUCCCGUGAUCCGUGCCGCGCUUUUUCCUACCCCUUCGUUCUCUCCCCCUCGGCAAAUUGAUCUCGAAUUCCAUCUCCCCCUCCCGCCUCUCCCGGCGACGACGCUCCGCGGAGAACGAGCCUCAGAAAAGGAGUAUCGGAUCUCGCUCUGUCUCUCCCAUGGCUUCUGGCUUUUACUCCAUUUCUCGGCGCCCUGGCGCCGCUGUGUGCACAUUGCCGCUGGCGGCGCGCCGCCGCCAUGUGCUCGCGCGCCGAUCGCAGCGCGCGAUCGGCCGAUGAUGCGGACGGAUGCCGGCUGAUUUGUCGUUCAUGCCGUUCGUGGCAUUCAUGUCGGGAUUAGUCAUCGCACGAGGAUCCCGGAUGAAUCCAUUCCGCCUUUUCCUGUGUCUCGUUUUAGGAGACGCGCGAGACGCUUAUAACCGUGGGAACGUGGUUCUUAAUCGAGAGCGGGUCCGUUCUUUUCGGACGCUGGAGAGAGAGAAGGUUUUCCUUCCAAUGCGUCUGAUUAUCAGCUGUCUGAUCCUCGUCGGAAUUCGUUAGAAGUUACAUGGGUCUAAUCGUUGUUAGUAAAAUAUACAGUACGAGAUCUCUGUUGCCAGAUAAAAAGAGCUGUUUCUAAAGCGACCGAGGAAAAGCGUUACAAUCCUGAUCGAUUCUUUUAAUUGAAAUAUCGAUACGCGACAAUGCUGCGGGAACCACGUGUAUUAUACUUCAAAGGACUGUGAGCUGAAAAAACUGGCAAGGCAAGAAUGUUCGAGCAGACUGAUGUCGAUUGAGAAAUUUUUCUCUUUUCUAUUAUUACUUAUUCCCUGUUAUAGCCUUGCUAUUACGAGUCCAACUGACGGCAGAAACAAUUCAGCAUGAGCAAUAGAGUCAUUUUUGAAAAUUUUUUUAUUAUUUUAAAUAACAUUAUAAGUUCUAAGAAUAUUAUAAAAAAUAUAAAUAUUUGUAAUAGAAUUAUUAUGACAAUGCAAAAUGAACUUAAAAAUAAGAAGAGUUUGAAAAGCGCCAGAAUGCCCGCCAUUGGUUCAUGACGUCACUAUACAUGAUGUAUAUAGGAUGCGUUCAGGGAGCUCACUACUAGCAUUAUUCUGUCAUUCUGUAUCAGUCAUUAGACCACAUUAGACGUAAAACAGGAAUAAAAUAACGCGAUAACGUUGGUAGCAUGCUCCGCGAAUGUAGCCAUAGUUUAACAUAAACAGUUGUAAUGACAGAAAGUACAAUAAAACGAAAAGGUAUUUAUAAGUACUGUUUUGUGCCAGGAUGUUUAAGUACGACAAUAAAAAAUCCUUGUAAAAUAUUCGUGUGUGUCCCAAAAGGGAAAAUGCGAAAAAAAUGGAUAAUACAAGUUCGACGUGAUCCCAAUAAAACAUCAUUGAUUGCGCCUUUUUAUUGUUGCGAAGAUCAUUUUGAUUUGCAACAAGAUUUAGAAAAUUAUAUGCGAGUUAAACUCGAUCAAAAUGCAGCAAUACUCCUUAAAAAAGGAGUACUUCCUCGAUUUUUUGAUUGUCAGACAGAUAGAAAACGAGCAUCAUCUUCGACACCAGUAAGAUCAGCAGUUAAAAAGCUCAGACAACAAUGUAUUUUACAGGAAUUAAAUAAAGAAGAAAUUGAUAAAAGAUCUGUUUCUCAAGAAUCUCAAAAUAAUUCAACAGACAUUGAUUUUCCAACAACUGAAUUUAACAAUUUAAUAUUAAAUGACACAUUGAAUUUAAAAGAAACAGAAUCUAUAGUAAAACAUAAAGGCAUUCAAGUAUCUAGGAGACCUCUUUAUCGCAGUGUUCAUACGUAUUGUAAUAUUAUGCCCACAUCUACAACGCGAGAAGUAAAAGAUGCAGCUUGUUCUCCUAUUAAAAGCAAUAAACUACAAGAUAAUUUAAAAUCUUCAACAUCAACAAGUAUAACUGCAAGUACUACAAAAGAUUUAAAUGAUACACUGGAAGAUUGUGACGAAUAUUUACCUUAUUCUGAUGAGAUAAGUGAAGAAGCUUUAAAACAAAGCAAAAAAGAUAUACAAGAACAAACAUUAACAAUGCGAAAAUCACGUAUUUUGAAUAAGCCUAAGGUAUAUAUUGGUAUGCAAAAUAAUGCAUUAUUUAUUUUAAAAUUGCUUGCAGAUGAAGCUGAUAUAAAGUUGGAUGAUAUUUAUUUAACUUUAGAAAAAAUUAAACUUAAUCAUUCUUUUAUAAUUUUGGGUGACGAAUAUGGAAAAAGUCCUAGCAAUGCAAAUACUAUUUUCAGAAAAACCAUCCCUAUUUUGGCACAUUAUUUGAAAAAGUUUAUAUUUUGGCCUUCUCAAAAAAGUAUAAAAGCAUCUUUACCUCUUCCUUUUCGUGCAAGAUACAACAAUGUACAGUCAAUAAUUGAUUGUUUUGAAAUUGAAAUUCAAAAACCAAGUAAUCCAUUAUAUCAAGCACUCACAUGGUCCGAAUAUAAAAAAUGUAAUACAAUCAAGUAUUUAAUCUCAGCUACACCUGAUGGAACGAUUAACUUUAUAUCAGAAGGUUUCGGAGGAAGAACUACAGAUGCUACAAUAGUCGAAAAAAGCCAAUAUUUAAAUGUACUUCCACCUAACUGUAAAAUUAUGGCAGAUCGGGGCUUUAAACAUAUAGAAUGUCUAUUACAGAAAAAAGGAUGCACACUUAUCAGGCCAUCUAGUGUUUCAAGUAACACAAAUCUAACAAAAUCUGAAGUUAUAGAAACAAGACGUAUAGCAAGUUUACGAAUUCAUAUAGAACGAGUGAUUGGAAGAUUGAGAGAUUUCGAGUUUCUUACGCCUCAUGCAGGAAUUCCUUAUCAAACGUUGGACAUUAUUGAUGAAAUUGUAUUAAUUGUAGCAGCUUUAAUAAAUUUGCAAACGCCCAUAAUUGCACAAUAAAAAAAUAUUAAAAAAUUUUGUCAAAGAA
Molecule: messenger RNA, 3213 nt
Organism: Monomorium pharaonis (pharaoh ant)
Lineage: Eukaryota; Metazoa; Arthropoda; Insecta; Hymenoptera; Formicidae
Exons: 4
Coding region: 1515-3185 (556 amino acids)
Source: RefSeq, a predicted model, not a curated record